Messenger RNA from Tarenaya hassleriana, 1818 nucleotides. RefSeq names its product temperature-sensitive sn-2 acyl-lipid omega-3 desaturase (ferredoxin), chloroplastic-like. Gene Ontology annotation, molecular function: oxidoreductase activity, acting on paired donors, with oxidation of a pair of donors resulting in the reduction of molecular oxygen to two molecules of water. The coding region runs from base 306 to 1649 and encodes 447 amino acids. The record is from RefSeq and is a predicted model, not a curated record. The transcript is spliced from 9 exons. Gene Ontology annotation, biological process: lipid metabolic process. Lineage: Eukaryota; Viridiplantae; Streptophyta; Magnoliopsida; Brassicales; Cleomaceae.
CAAAAGCUAGAACACAUUGCAAAAUUGUUGAUUUUGUGUGUGCACCAGAGAGAUAUCACACAAAGCAACAAGCAACACAAGUUUGAGGUCUCUCUCUCUCUCUCUCUCUCUCUCUCUCUCUCUCUCUCUCUCUCUCAGUGGUGGAGAAACGUCUUUGCAUUAUCUCUUCUCUCUCUCUCUCUCUCUCUCUCUCUCUCUCUCUAUUUCUGAGGGAGAAAAGUGAGAGGCAGAGAAAGGCUGAAACUUUCUUACGAAAGAACGAAACUUUUUUCUUCGAUUCCUCAUCGGCUUCUUCCGGUGCUCCAAUGGCGAGCUGGGUUUUGUCGGAAUGUGGCAUCAGACCUCUCCCGAGAAUCUACACCACACCCAGAAACGGUUUCACCUCAAACAACGUAUCCGCCUUCAAAUUCAGACCACAGCCUCUCCAUCCUUCGAACCAUUCAGUUCCGUCAUCUUGUCGGAAAUCCCCAAAUGGGUUUUCGAAAACGAGGAACUGGGCACUGAAUGUUAGCGCACCGCUUAUAAUCCAGUCUCCGUCGGGGGAACAUGAGACAAACAACACGCAGGGAUCGAUGGAGGGAGAUGGGUUCGAUCCAGGGGCGGCUCCGCCGUUCAAUUUGGCGGACGUAAGAGCUGCAAUUCCGAAGCAUUGUUGGGUUAAGGAUCCGUGGAAAUCGAUGAGUUACGUCGUGAGAGAUGUCAUCGUCGUCUUCGGAUUGGCUGCUGCGGCUUCUUACUUGAACAACUGGCUCGUCUGGCCUCUCUAUUGGUUUGCUCAAGGAACCAUGUUCUGGGCUCUCUUUGUUCUUGGCCAUGAUUGUGGACAUGGUAGCUUCUCAAAUAACCCGAAUCUGAACAGCGUAAUGGGUCAUCUUCUUCAUUCCUCAAUCCUGGUUCCCUACCAUGGCUGGAGAAUCAGUCACAGAACUCACCACCAGAACCAUGGUCAUGUCGAGAACGACGAGUCUUGGCAUCCUCUGUCUGAGAAUAUCUACAAGAAUUUGGACAGAGUAACUCGUAUCUUGAGGUUUACACUGCCUUUCCCGAUGCUCGCAUACCCUGUCUACUUGUGGAGCCGGAGUCCAGGGAAAACAGGUUCUCAUUUUCACCCGGACAGUGACUUGUUCCUCCCGAAAGAGAGGAAAGAUAUAAUAACAUCUACUGUCUGUUGGACGGCAAUGGCUGGCCUGCCUGUGUAUCUCAACUUUGUGAUGGGUCCAGUCCAAAUGCUCAAACUCUACGGCAUUCCUUACUGGAUAUUUGUGAUGUGGUUGGAUUUCGUGACUUACCUGCACCACCAUGGCCAUGAGGAAAAGCUCCCCUGGUACCGUGGAGAGGGAUGGAGUUAUCUGAGAGGAGGACUCACCACGCUUGAUCGGGACUACGGUUGGAUCAACAACAUCCACCAUGAUAUUGGAACUCAUGUGAUACAUCAUCUUUUCCCGCAGAUCCCUCAUUAUCAUCUAAUAGAAGCGACAGAGGCAGCUAAACCUGUACUAGGGAAGUAUUACAAGGAGCCCAAAAAGUCUGGACCUUUGCCAUUUCACUUGCUCGGAAGCCUCAUAAGAAGUCUGAGACAGGAUCACUUUGUGAGUGAUACAGGAGAUGUUGUGUAUUAUCAGACAGAUUCAAAACUCAAAGGAGAAUAAGAACCUGACAACAAAUAUAUAGACUCACCAGAGAAUGGAUAUCAUCUAUACAUACAUUGGUUGGAUUUUUUCAGUCAAUUCAUUCGGGAGGUCCAUUCCCCCGUGGUUUUGUUGCUUUAAAAGAUGCAAACACAUCGGUUUGUUAAAACAUCAAUUUAUCAGAUGACCA